Molecule: messenger RNA, 872 nt
Organism: Morus notabilis
Lineage: Eukaryota; Viridiplantae; Streptophyta; Magnoliopsida; Rosales; Moraceae
Exons: 1
Coding region: 56-832 (258 amino acids)
Cellular component (GO): transcription factor TFIID complex
Molecular function (GO): protein heterodimerization activity
Source: RefSeq, a predicted model, not a curated record
GAAAUCAAAACCAAAACCAAAACCAAAACCAAAAUCAAAAUCAAAACCUCCAACAAUGGCGACUCCAAGUCCAACAGCAGAAUCCCCAUCGGAUUUCUGCUUCGCAGUGGCCAGAAUCGCCGUUUCGCAGAUCUGCCAAUACGUGGGUUUCAAGUCCGCCCAGCUCUCCGCCCUCGAUACCCUAACCGUCGUCGCCACAAAGUACCUCCAAGCCAUCGCCAAGUCCUCCUCCGCCUUUGCCGCCGCCGCCAAUCGCUCCGACUCCAACCUCUUCGACCUCUCCAACGCCCUCCGCGAUCUCCGAACUACCCACGGCAUCUCCGGCUCCUCCUCCAACUUCCGCCGCUCCGAUUUUUGCCUCCUGAAAUCGAGUGAUCUCGCUGAAAUAGCCGAUUACGUCGAUUACGCCGUCGAGACCCCAUUCGCGAGGCCGAUUCCGCGGCGAUUGGGAUCAGUCAAAGUGGCCUGCGACAAUGUCGGAAGGUUUUCGGUUCUCAGAGCUGCGCACAUUCCGAAUUGGCUGCCGGAAGUCCCCGAGACGACGACGGGCGAGUGCGGCGUCGUAUCGAGGAGCGGCGAGGAGUUGUGGGAAAAUUGUUUGGAGAAGUGUGUGACUGGGGAGAAAGUGGAUAUGGCGGUGGAGAAUGGGAAUUUGGAGUUGGGAAAGGAGAGAGAGAAAGUGAGGUUUAAGAUUGGAGUGAAUUUGAAGAGUGGGGUUAGUAAAGGAGGUAAAAGGGUGUGCUGGGAUGGUCAUAGAAACAGAAAUGGGAAUAGCAACGAUUACUUUAACGCUGUAGGUAAUGAAGAUAAUGAUAAAGAUGAAAAAAGAUAAGUCUCUUAAGUUGAUUAAAAACAAAUGACAAUAGGCUGUA